UCUGCAGGCCCCCUUCAUGGCGCGGCGGCCCCCCUUACGGUGAUGGUGGUGGGCGGCCGGCCCUCCCCGGCACCCACCCCAGUGCUGGGACCUCCGCCCAUUCGCGCCUACUGCAUGGGGGGCACCUGGCACCACUACCACCACCACCAGCAGCACGCCAGCUCCACCCCCGCCACGCCUAUGGCCGCCCAUACGCCCACACUGCCGCAUGGGCCCUCGCCCUUGGUGAGGUCAGGGUCAGUGCCGGGCGAGGCGGCGGGGGUGACGGGGGAGGCCGACGAUCAGCUCCCGCCCCUUCGGCCCCCCCGUGCCCCUGACGCAGAGUCGCUAGUGACGGGCGUGGGCGGCCGCGGCAUGUCUCGCUCAGUAUCCGACUCCACGCUACGACAGGCGGCCUCCCGUGCGGCGCUACACCUCCCCCUACCCGUCACCUCCUUAAUGCACUUCAAGAAGGAGUUGAGUCUUGUCCGGCGAGGCAACCGUGUCCCUGGCCAGAGGAAAAGUUUCAUAGCCACCACGUCCCCUACACUGCCGCGAUGCCAUUCCCCUCUUAGUCAGAGUAGUCCCAUGGAAUCCCCACGCAACAUGUCUCCACUUCAACACUUUGCAUUUGCUCCAGUGAAGAGCAGGGAUGGUCGCCGGUGGUCUGUGGCGUCCCUCCCUUCCUCCGGCUAUGGCACCACUCCUGGAUCAUCUAAUGUUUCCUCACAGUGUUCAAGCCAAGAGAGACUUCACCAGAUAGGGGGAGGACAAGCCGGAGCCAGCGGUGGUAGUGGAUCGGUCGGUGCUGGAACCCCAUCAAAUGUAGGUUCUCCAGCCAUAGAUGAAGUCCGUCAUGCCCACCGCCAUUUUUCCUCGGGGGAGAGUAACCCUUCUCUGGAUGAAGAUGGCCGCCGUUCGCCAAUGAAUCGACCACGAUCACGCUCUCUGAGUCUGGCCUGGCUCUGCAUCUCCACACUUGAUAGUCCAAUUCGAUCACCAGUCGUUGACAACGAGAUUAUCAUGAUGAAUACUCUGUACAAAGAACGUUUUCCAAAGGCCACACAGCAGAUGGAGGAGAGGUUGAACACAUUCAUAGAGGACAACAGAACUCUGGAAGUACAAGGGAGCUCAGAUAUCGCCCAAGACGGUGUGGCCAUUGCUCGCUUUGUCCACCACCAGGUCAUAGAAAUGGCUAAGGAUUGCCUCCAAAAGUCACAGGAAAAGUUGAUAACAAGCAGAUACUUUUAUGAGCUCUCUGAAAACCUUGAAAAACUACUCUGUGAGACACGUGAAAAAUCCCCGGAUGCUGCAGCACAUCUCACGUCCCUGAUCAAGAAGCUGUUGCUCAUUGUAUCUCGACCAGCCAGACUGUUAGAAUGCUUAGAGUUUGAUCCAGAGGAAUUCUACCAUUUACUGGAACAAGCUGAGGGUCAGGCCAGAAUCAGCCAAGGCAUCAAGACUGACAUUCCUCAGUAUAUCAUUACUAAACUGGGUCUUAACAGAGAUCCCCUGGCUGAGCUGAGUGAUGACUUAGCUGGGGAUGGUGACGCAGAGGACAGCACAGGCAGUGGCACAAGUGCAGCUAGUGGUGCAACCAACAGAAAAACUUCCAAUUCAGAGUACUCCCCUGGACAGUCUUCCACUCACUCCAGCCCACCCUCUAGAAGCUCCCCAAAAGAAGAGGAUUAUGAAAAUGUCAAACUUAUAUCAAAUGGAGCUUAUGGCGCCGUUUACCUCGUCCGACACAAAAUGAGUAAAGAGCGGUUUGCCAUGAAGAAGAUCAGUAAACACAACCUCAUGUUGAGGAACCAGGUGGAGCAAGUGUUUAACGAGCGUGACAUAAUGAGCUUCACAGAUAACCCCUUCGUAGUGUCAAUGAUCUGCAGUUUUGAAACCAAAAGACAUUUGUGUUUAGUGAUGGAGUACGUAGAGGGUGGAGACUGUGCCACCCUGCUCAAGAACAUGGGUCCUCUCCCACCAGACAUGGCCAGGUUCUACUUUGCUGAAACCGUAUUAGCUGUUGAAUAUUUACAUAGCUACGGUAUUGUGCAUCGCGACCUAAAACCAGACAACUUGCUGAUCACUGCUCUGGGGCACAUAAAGCUGACAGAUUUUGGCCUGAGUAAGAUGGGCUUGAUGUCACUGGCCACAAACCUCUACGAAGGCUACAUUGAUAAGGAAACCCGACAGUUCUCCGACAAGCAAGUUUAUGGGACGCCUGAAUACAUUGCACCUGAAGUUAUAUUGAGACAAGGAUAUGGCAAGCCUGUGGACUGGUGGGCAAUGGGAGUUAUUCUCUAUGAAUUUCUCAUUGGGUGCGUCCCCUUUUUUGGAGAGACACCGGAAGAGCUGUUUGCACACACCGUCAACGAUGACAUCGAGUGGCCAAGUGAAGAGGAUUGGCCAGUCAUGGAUGACACCAAGGACCUGAUUACGGCACUGCUUCACCACUCACCUCUGGACCGCCUCGGGACAGUGGGAGGAGCCCUGGAAGUCAAGGAGCAUCCAUUCUUUAUCUUCGUUGACUGGGACUCACUGUUAAGGAUGAAGGCAGAAUUUGUACCACAGUUGGAUCACGAGGAAGACACCAGCUACUUUGACACUCGUUUGGAUCGGUAUAACCAUGAACUAGAAGAGGAUAGUGAGGAGGGAGGGGAAGGAGGGGCAUUCCCAUCUUUCUCCUCUUAUUCUCCCAGGUAUCACAAGUUCACUUCAUCCCACUCUGCCGAUGCUCCCCAGCUUGACUCCAGCUUUCAGGUGAGGAAGCAGAAUGAGACAUCAACUGAAGGUGGGGCGGAGGGGGCGGAUGUUGGACGAGGCAUUGUGUCCCGUGGAGACUCUGGUCACAGUGACCAAUCUGAGUCGUCACGCUCAACCCUCGAGUCGUCCACCAAUACUCCUGAUACUGAGAGCCAAGAUCUGCCUGUUACACCUGAUGUGAAUGCUGGUAAAUUAGAAGGAGUGCCUGUGUGCCAGAGUACACCAGAAUCAUCGCAGACCGAAAGUGAGGAUGUGUCUCCCCAGGUACAGAGGAGAAGACGUCUCCACUCUCACUCUAGAGAUUCUCUGCCAAGAUUCUCUAUAUCAGGGGAAGAAGACUGGUUAAGUUUGCUUUUCCCCAGCAUGGAAAGCGGGAGCCUGCGCGAGCUCUCUCCAGUUGAUGAGCGGCCGGGAGCGUCUGAACGAUUGUCUACACCUCGAGUCAAUAUCCCACCUUCAUCACCGGCCUUCAAGCACAGAACUCGUCAAGUGAUCAAAAGUGCUUCAGCGUCUGGGUUAUCCUUGAUGAUCCCUUCAGAAGAUAGCGUGCCUCAGCCCAUACAGUCUCCAGGAGGGUCCAGCACUGCUUCAUCUCGUGAUGCCUCACCUUCCAGGGAAAUUUCCCCUCUUGUCAACUCCCUAAAACCUCCUACAAUCAUCCGCCGAGGUCCACAGGGCUUUGGUUUUACUAUCCGAGCCAUUAGGGUUUACUUUGGGGAUUCUGACUAUUAUACUGUACAUCACUUGGUGAUGGAUGUUGACCAACGUAGUCCAGCAUUUGAAGCUGGUCUGCGCCCUGGGGACUUAAUUACUCACAUUAAUGGAGAACCCAUUCAAGGCAUGUUCCAUACCCAAGUUGUCACUCUACUAAUGAGUUCUACCGACCACGUCUCUCUCAGGUCCAUGCCACUUGACCAGACCUCUAUCAGAGCAGGUGGACGGAAAAGAAAUCCCGGAGCAUCAAAACUGGCCAAGCGUUUGCCUGCCAAACACAGGAGGACAAAGAAAGACUCGGACAAAAGACGGAAAAAUUCUCUCUUCCGGAAAGUCUCCAACAAGCGCGUUUCUGCUGAAAUUCAACAGCUGACUACCCCUCAGUCGGCUCCUGUUUUAUCUCCUGAUUUUGUGCCUCAGUUCUCAACUACUUUGCUUGCUGCUUCGGCAUCGCCACCAAUGUUGACGCCAAGUCGAAGCUUUCAGUCCUUGAAUCGCUCAGUUUCCUCUCAGGACAGCAUCCCCAGUUCCCCUACUCGCUGCAAAUCUCCUCACUCGCCCCCAACUUCAAGACUCUUCUCUCCAUCUGUGGAACAAGUUCAGUCUCCCCUUAAUUCUUCUGGAUCAUCGUCACCAACAUCUUCUGUGCCUAACUCCCCAGCAGGGUCAUCAACACUUCAUCAGCGCCCUUCAUCGUUGCAUGUUGUUAACCACAAAGUAACAAACGUAAAAAGUUACCGUUCUCCAAAUAGACGGAAAUCAGUUGGACACAUUCCCCUCUCUCCUCUAGCACGCACUCCUUCCCCUUCCCCUUUACCAGCUUCUCCAACGAGAUCCCCUUCACCAUUGGUUCACCAUCACAACCACAACCACCACCAUCACCACCAUCACUAUCAUCAUCAUUGUCCUGGUUCCUCCAAUACCACUCAGACUUACUCCCCUGGAUCAUCUCUCACUCCUGGACCAGCUACCAAAAAAUGUUUAGGGAGGCCCAAAAGUGCAGAACCUGGUUCUCCAUUACUUCGUCGAGCACUGUCACCUGAUCGUCUCCACCCAAGAUCAGCGGAAGCAAAGGGCACUGCAACCAUCAGUCCUUUGGCUACACCUUCUCCAAAGUUGGCGAACAAUCCACCAAGACUCACAAUAACAUCACAGUCGGCUCCAAAUUAUGAAACGCCAAGUGUUGUUCGAUCAGUUGCUCCCACAUUGCUUACCCAGCGCUUUAGCAGUGCAGUCAGCCUUCCGCCCACACUUCCAUCAGGCACUUUGGAAGAGGCGCCAGAGGAAUUGGAUUCACCAGAAAGACAAGAGGCGGCGCGAGCAAAUUUUUGUGAGGGCCCCCAGGGAGGCAGAGGAUCACUGCCAGGGACUAACAAUGCUUGCUGUGGGGGCGUCGGAGUUUCAGGAUCAUCAUGCUGCAAAGAAAAAUCUCAACAAGGCAUUCCUAUACCAAGUGGUCAAGGGAGUUGCCAAAUGGUUGAGAGGAGAGGCAGUAAGGAUCAUGCAGAGGGGCGAGAAAAAGCUCGUAGCGACAGCCGUGGUCGUAGAGACUCGAGGGAUUUGCGCAGAGAAGACAGUAAGCGAGAAUCUCGUCGUACUGCACAAGAAAAACGGGAACUGUUCAAGGCAGGCAAGGAGAAAGAGGGUACCUCCUAGGGUUGGCCCACCGCUGGCCUGCCUGCAGUCCCAAGUGGCACUGAUUUGUGCCUUCAACACUUGUGUGUAUUUUGGGCAGGACCGCGGCAUGUCUACUCCAACAAGAAGUAAGGAGACACUUGCAGCCUGUGAUGAAAUCUUCCUCUCUUUCUGGACAAGUCUUAAAAUGUUAAGGAAAGUAGCUCAGCUACUGAAAUCAUUCCUGGUGAUUGUUUGUAUGUGUAAAGUUGUGUGGAGUUGUUGUGAUGCCACAAGGCCUGGUUGUGUUGCUACCAUUGUGAUAUUACAGAGACCAUGACAGUCUCAAGCUUGUGUGUCUAAUGAAGUCACCUAUACUUAGACACUUGCAUUCUUUGGUCCCUGUCAUUUUGUAAAUACUUUAUUGUACUAUGUUUCCUUUAUCUCAAAGAUUUUUACGUUUUUACUCACAAAUUUAGAGUUGAAUGUGUUACAAUUGCAAAAUAUGAAUAUUAAUGUACUCAUAUUCAUUUGUCAUGUUCAUGGAAUUUUUCCAUUGUUGUGUAUAUUUUUGUCCCUCAUUGUCAUGUUGCUGUACAACCUCACAGUUGCCAUGUUGGAGUUGUCAGGUGGAAAUUUGGUAAUAGAAAACAUUUACUAUUUCCAGUCUGCUUCCCUCAGGUUAUAGGAAUAAUUCAAGAGAAAAGGUUGAAGGCUGUGGUUUUGGUGAAGCUCUCGGUGACAUUGUGUUCUGCUUGUGUUUCCUCGCUGUUUAAAGAUGAUGUCUUUAUGUGUACUUAAUACUGAAGUUUUUUUUCUGCUACAUCCUUGGGGUGCCUCACCAUGUGCGUGUGCAAUGCAUUUACAUGGACUCGUUGGUAGGAAACUAUUGGGCCCUUAGUUAAUAUUGUUAGGCACCAUUGGCACAUUAUAUGUAUAGCAUUAGUUGCUUGAAGUUCUUUAGCAUUAAUUCAAAGUUCAGAGAAUUGGAGGAUUAGAACAAAGUUUUUUUGUGGGUGAACAUUUGCCAAGGCCAGCCACUCUUCUAUGUGGGUUAUGACAAGUUGUUUUAAUGUCAAAGUCACCAGACUUUCCUGUAGGUCAUGUACAAGUUGUAUGUUGUUUUCGUGAACACUGAUGCUUCCUUUAUGCAUUUGUCAUAAAAGACCUCGUUGAUGGUCGGGUAAUGUUUGAAGCUUUUAUCUAGCAGUAGCAUGUCAUUUCGUGACACCAGUCUCCCAUUAGAUAGCAGUGAGGACAAAUUUGUAUAUUGUGUAGAAACCAUUUGUAAAGAAGAAUUCUUAUUUUCCAUGUAUAGUGUUUGUAGUUUAUAAAUUAUUGAUAUUUAAUAAUUUCCAAGACGUGGUUAGUCAGUGCAGUACCCCUGCUAUUGUUAUUCACCAGAGCAGUUAAUGGGACCAGUGGCCACAUGUCUCACUGAUGCUGUGGGGCUACAAGAGGUCUUCCCUGUAAAUCCCAGUAAAUGGUGAUAGACCCUAAACAAAAUUAAGAAAAAAAAUGACAAUAGAAAUAUAAGGUACUUUAUUUAAAACAUUGGAAAUUUACUAGCUUGUAUUAUGUUGUGUUGUUUGCCACUGGUCAGGAAAGAGGCAUUGCUGGGGACAGUCACUGUGAUUUGUCUUAGUGUUAGCAGGAGGUGCAUGGUGGGAGAUCCUUACUUUGCUGUUUUAUACAUUUCCUGUUCUAAUCUGUGUUUGAUAAGUAAAAAUAAGUGGUGUUUUUUCUCUUAAUGUUAUUGAACAAGUCAUAUUAAAUGUCUGAGUUUAUUGAACUUAAAGAAGAUUAAAGAUAUUGUUAAUUCUUCUUUUUUCAAUCUUGUAGAAAUUGUGCAUAACUAUAGUUAAUAUCUUUCUCCCCAUCUCUUUGUUAAACUGAACUAGCAGGUUGGUUGGCUAUAUAAUCCUUGUGAACAAGGCAAAAACAAAACAAAAAAACUUUUCAGUAAUAUUUUAUCCAUUUUGUCAUAACAUUCCAAGUGUUGGCACUGCAUGCAUAAUCCCAUAAGAAAUUUUGUGGUUAACAUUCUGAGUAAUUGAAAUUAAGGGGACCUCCGUUGAGAGACUAAAAAAUUUUAUCCAUCUUGUGAAAAAUGUUCUUAUCCCAUAAUAUGUUUUACAUAUUUCUCAUGUGAAAAGACUUGCCAUUCCUGAUAUUCCACUUCAAGAAUAUAACAUGAAAUUAAAUUAAUUCAUGAAACUAUUGAUUUAUUACGUUUUAUAAGUGAAACACUGUACUGUGUAUUUUCAAAAUACAACUUGAGGAAUGUUAUGAUAUAUGGUGUAAUUGUUGCCAAAACUCCUGCAUCACGUCCCUGGCAGACGAGGACUGACUAGAGUGCCACUUUCAUAUCCAACAUGGUUGCUACGUCGUCACACAUCCCAUGUUUUCUAGAUAUUAAUAACUUAGAGAAAAUAAACUGUCUUAGGUU
This is a messenger RNA of Homarus americanus (American lobster), 7519 nucleotides long. RefSeq names its product microtubule-associated serine/threonine-protein kinase 3-like (gene dop). The transcript is spliced from 21 exons. Bases 43 to 5112 code for a protein of 1689 amino acids. Gene Ontology annotation, molecular function: magnesium ion binding; ATP binding; protein binding. Gene Ontology annotation, biological process: intracellular signal transduction; peptidyl-serine phosphorylation. The record is from RefSeq and is a predicted model, not a curated record. Lineage: Eukaryota; Metazoa; Arthropoda; Malacostraca; Decapoda; Nephropidae.